AUGGCAAGAGAUAAUACGGGAGUCGAAUCGGCGAUCGAUCUUGACGCAAUUUUAGCGCAACUUGGCCCUUUUGGGAAGUAUAAUAUCGUGAAUUAUGCACUGUUAUUAUUCCCUAUUUAUUUGGCGGGGAUGUUUGGAUCGGUGUUUGUCUUUGAAGCCCCUGAUAUAAGUUACAGAUGCGAGAUCAAACAAUGCGAAAGCUUUAAUCAAAGUCUUUGGCUGGAUUAUACGAUACCAAGAGACAAAGGGGAGCUAUCAAAAUGCAAAAGAUAUCAAUGGAGAGAAAAUCUCAGUACAAUCAACAAUGAAUCUUGUAGUGAGCAAAAUUUCAACGUCGAAAUCACAGAAAAAUGUGACAGAUAUGUGUAUAGCGAUGAGGAUUCAGUUGUUAAAGACUUCGACCUCGGCUGUCAGAAUUGGAAGAGGACACUGAUUGGAACAAUACACAACUCCGGUCUGUUCCUAUCUUUACCAGUGACCGGAAUAAUCUCCGACAGAUACGGCAGAAAGGUCGCUUUGUCAAUAGCAUCGCUCAUGAAUGGAUUGUUUGGUUUCAUUAGAUCAUUCUCAACCAGUUACACGAUGAUGCUUGUUUUAGAAUUUUUAGAGGCCGGUUUAGGAGCUGGUGCUUAUAGUACCGCAUUUGUACUUGCUAUGGAACUCGUCGGACCAAAGGGAAGAGUAUUCGGAAAUACUAUAAUAAACGCAGUGUAUGUUCUGGGUCUGAUGUCUUUAGCUGGCCUCUCCUGGUGGUUGCAAAGUUGGAGGCAACUCCUUAGAAUCAUUUACGCUCCAGCGAUGCUCGUAAUUUCAUACCUUUGGCUUCUGAACGAAAGCGUCAGAUGGUUGCUAAGUAAGGGACGUAAUAACGAAGCCGCUAAUGUCCUAAAGAAGGCAAUGAAAAUGAAUAAUGUUGACCUCUCCAAUGAUGUUCUGGCUCCGCUUUACAAAUUGGGGAGAGCGGAAGAUUUUGAAAAGGUUAAAAAUGAAACACAAAAUGAAGAAAUACAAAAAGAAGUGAAAAAAUCAUCAACAUUUAUUCAAGUGAUAAAAUCUCGUAUAAUAAGAAAAAGAGUGCUCGUGUGUUCGUUUCUGUGGAUUACGUGUACAUUUGUCUAUUACGGACUUUCGAUAAACUCAGUGUCACUGGCUGGGAAUAAGUACAUUAAUUUCAUGUUAGUCGCUUUUGUGGAGAUACCGGCGAAUUUCGUAUGUCUACUUGUCUUAGAUCGAUAUGGAAGGAAACGGACCUUAAUUAUAACGUAUGUGUUGAGUGCGUGUCUCUGCAUCAGCCUUUCCCUGCUUCCUAAAGAUCAAAAGUGGUGGUCCCUGGUGUUAUACCUCUCCGGGAAAUUCUCCAUCACGGUUGCGUAUAGUUCUGUCUACAUCUAUGUGUCUGAAGUGUUCCCGACGAGUAUGCGACAGUCACUUCUAGCAGUUUGCUCGUCUCUGGGACGUGUUGGAUCCACGCUAGCUCCUUUAACGCCUUUACUGGCGUUAUAUUACGAUAACUUGCCAGCAAUCUUCUUCGGCAGUCUAGCGCUUAUGGCAAGUGCUAUGGUCUUUACGCUACCGGAAACUAUCAACGUUGCUCUUCCCGACACCGUUGAAGAAGCUGAAAGACUAUCGCAGAGGCAACACAAGAAGGAAAGUGCAUAG
Parnassius mnemosyne (clouded apollo) is the source of this 1659-nucleotide messenger RNA. The record is from the annotation of a GenBank genome assembly. Lineage: Eukaryota; Metazoa; Arthropoda; Insecta; Lepidoptera; Papilionidae.